Molecule: messenger RNA, 4104 nt
Organism: Nezara viridula (southern green stink bug)
Lineage: Eukaryota; Metazoa; Arthropoda; Insecta; Hemiptera; Pentatomidae
Source: the annotation of a GenBank genome assembly
UUUGUAAUUUCCAGGUCAGGACGAGAAGAGGGCGGGAGGAUGGGGGAGACGGGCUGCCCGCUCCGGGCCCACUCCCGCUCUCUGAGCUCGCUCCCGCCGGAGCCGUUCAUGAUCAUGCGCUCAAAGGCGCUGAACAGGAGAGUCGUUAUCAACGUAGGAGGGGUCAAGCAUGAGGUCCUCUGGAGAACGCUCGAGCGCCUACCUCACACAAGGCUCGGACGACUAAGAGACUGCAACACCCACGAAGCAAUCACCGAGCUCUGUGACGACUAUUCUCUCAUCGACAACGAGUAUUUCUUCGAUCGCCACCCCAAGUCCUUCUCCUCCAUCCUUAACUUUUACCGGACGGGUAAGCUUCACUUAGUGGACGAGAUGUGUGUGCUCGCCUUCUCCGAGGACCUCGAAUAUUGGGGAGUGGACGAGCUCUACCUGGAGUCUUGCUGCCAGCACAAGUACCACCAGAGGAAGGAACACGUCCACGAGGAGAUGCGGAAGGAGGCGGAGUCGCUUCGGCAGAGGGACGAAGAGGAGUUCGGAGAGGGAAAGUGUGCCCACUACCAGCAAUUCCUCUGGGACCUCUUGGAGAAGCCGACCACCUCCAUCGGUGCGAGGGUAAUAACAAUCAUCUCGAUCCUCUUCAUCGUUCUCUCGACGGUUGCUCUCACCCUCAACACCAUCCCUCAGCUGCAGACGAAAGACGAAGGAAUAGCCCACGACAAUCCGCAGUUGGCAAUGGUAGAAGCAGUGUGUAUAACAUGGUUUACCCUAGAAUACGUCCUUAGGUUUUCGGCAUCACCUAAUAAAUGGAAGUUUUUCAAAGGAGGACUGAAUAUAAUCGAUCUGUUAGCUAUAUUACCGUAUUACGUAUCACUUUUUCUCGUCGAAACGAAUAAAAACGCAAACGAUCAGUUCCAGGACGUCCGGAAAGUCGUCCAAAUCUUCAGGAUUAUGAGGAUACUCAGGAUACUCAAGUUGGCAAGGCACUCGACGGGCCUUCAAAGUUUGGGUUUCACCUUGAGGAACUCUUACAAAGAACUCGGGCUUCUAAUGCUCUUCCUCGCAAUGGGAGUGUUAAUAUUUUCCAGUUUGGCCUAUUUCGCUGAGAAAGACGAACCCGGUACCAAAUUCAUAUCUAUCCCGGAGACAUUCUGGUGGGCGGGUAUCACAAUGACAACGGUAGGAUAUGGAGAUAUCUACCCCACGACCCCACUGGGGAAAGUGAUUGGUAGUGUCUGUUGUAUCUGCGGGGUCCUCGUAGUCGCUCUUCCUAUUCCUAUCAUCGUCAACAACUUCGCCGAGUUCUACAAAAACCAGAUGAGGAGGGAGAAAGCGUUGAAGAGGAGGGAGGCUUUGGAGCGGGCCAAGAGGGAGGGGAGUAUCGUUUCCUUCCACCACAUCAACCUUAGGGACGCCUUCGCCAAGAGCAUGGACCUCAUCGACGUCAUAGUCGACACAGGUCACAACAUCGGGAGCGAGGCGGUGGUGGGGACCGAGCCGGAGCCCAAGGUGGUCCCGAGGGUGAGCGCGGUGGUCCCCAGGCCAGUGGGGGCGCCGCUACUCGACCUCGAGCCGCCACAGGCCAUCCCCCAGCCCAUCCUGCCCCAGCAGUCUGCCAGUCCCGUCAGUCCUCUUCCAGGCAAUGAUAGCAGGAACGAAUCCAACAUCCUCUCAAAAUUAGAAGAAUUACCAAGCGAAUUCGAGUGUUGCUUUUGUAACACGAAGGACCACAAGGAGUAUACGGACCCGGAGAACUUGAUGCUCUUCCCGACUUCCGAAUUCCGUAAUCCCAUCUGUCUCGAGAUGAAGCUACUUUCCCGGGGAAUAGACAUGUCAAACGCUGUCAUGGACCUCGGUUCAGUAGACUCUUCGGACACGUACGCCUCCUGCAACACGGCACCGUUUCCAUCGCAGGUGGACCUGACGGAGGACUCCAACUUGUACGUGAACCCUCUGGAGCUGAGGAACGUCAAGAAGUCUGCUUCGGGGGACACGAUGCUGCGGGGGUCGCCGACGGGAGAGGAGGCUUGGAUCGGAUCCAGGGGAAGUCUCAACGAUGCACCCAUUCCCAAGCACAGGAAAACCAGGUUCCAACAGGCAUGUAUUCCUUUUAAAUGUAAAAAUGGAGAGAGCCGUUCCUCCCUGUCCGUGGACUCAAUAGACUCGAGGAUCUGCCAGACACCAGAAGCCCAUCGGAGGUCAAAGUCAAUUCUGAAGAAAGUAGAUUCUGCUCCUAACCCAAGGCGGGAUCCAGAGACUGAAAAACUCAUCUCAGAUAAUGUUUCUGCAGCUGGUUCUGACUACUCUCCAGGUAAAAGUCCCUUAGGUGGAAUUGUUAAAACAAGAAACAGCCUUAAAUUUGCUGUUAGUGGUGACUUAAGUCCACCACUCUACAUCUGUCCACCUCCUCCACCUAUGGAGACCUCUCCUACUGAAGAGACACGUCUUCUUGGCUCAGCAAGGAUUUCUUCUUCUUAGCAGUCCUCUAUAGCCAUGAGGAUAUCGGCCUGCUCAAGGUGAGACGACAAUUAUGUGAUGGACAAUUGUAACUCCUUGUAAUUGAUGUGUAUAUUAAUAACAGCGAAGACACUGCUUUACCCAACGAACCGCCCCUUCCCCAUUGUAUAAGAUUAAUAUUUUAAUACUAGAUAUUAAGGUUGCUCAAGCACUCGAGCGGAAUUAUUAAAAUGGUUAUACUGGAAUGUAUGAGAGUGCGAAUGUUGUGUACAUACAUGUAUAUACUUAUAUUCAUAAGUAUUAAAUAAAUGAUUAUUUAAUUUUUAAUGUAUAGAGCAGAAAUAUUAGGCAGUUAUUAAAUUUAAUAAGAUUUUUUAAAGAGAAAACUGCCUACUUCAAGCUCUGAUAAAAAAACAAAAUAAUAAAUUUUCAUAUAAUUAAUUCUGGACCAGUUAAACCUAACAGUAAUAAGCAAAACUAUAAGGCUCAUUUUUUUUUAAAAAGAGCUUCUAAUCAAUUCAUUUCGAAAACAUGAUAUUUUAUUUUUACUGAUUUUUAACCAAAAUGUAGUUCAAUAUGCUCGUUUAAAAGCUCUUACAAUCUGCAUUGCAUUAAUAGAACUAGUUACUGGUCCAGAAUUACAAAUGUCAUUUUUUAUAUGAUGAAAAAUUAAUUAGAAAAACGAAUGGCAAUAGUUAUAUGGUUGAAAAGCAAUUACAUAUCGAAAUAGAAACCAAAGUAUUAUUUAAUUUGUGAAUGUUUGUAAUGUAUAUAAACAUAGUUAUUACAAAAACUGACAUCAAUAUUCAGGAUUAUAUUCAAAUUUACAUACAAAUAGAUUUAAGAAAUUCUUAUGUUAUUACGUUACAUUGGCAAGAGCCUUCCAAAUGUAUAUUACAAUGGGUCAAAAUACAUAUACAUUCUUGUAAAUCCUUGGCAUAUGUUUCAUUGAGUUAUUACACAAAUAUAAGUUUAAUUUUCAAUUAGACCUCUUCAACUAAAUUUUUAUAUCAUCAAUUUAAAAUUAUUAUUACAAUUUUUGAUAGUAAAAAUAGCUUUAAUGCUUUUCUUUCUAAGUAAUGGGAUUACUUUAUAUUUCCUUAUAAAACAAUGCCAAGGUAACUCCAUUUUUAGGAGAUAAUAUAUUCAGUCAAUCAUUAGACAUAACUAAAACUGCAUUUCAUGGAUUAUAUUAUAUAAAAAUCAAUGUCAGUUCCAUACAGUAAAAAUUAGCUAUCCGUAUAUGUAAAGUUAUGUUUCCAUUUAUAAAUGAAAUCCAGGUAUUAUGUAUGACUGUGUAAGAUAAUAUUACCAAUAAGGAAUUUAUACUUACACACUUAUACAACAUGAAUGAGUGUGAAAAGAACCGAGAACAAUCUUAAAUUUUUUAUUGGUCACAAAAUGGCAAAGGCCUAUUCGAGCUCUUAUAAACACGCUUUAGUUGGAGCCACACUCACUGUCCUGGUUCAAGAAUACAGUAGCAUAGAAAGGCUGUUGAGUGUCGACCAACUGUGCUUAUCGAAAUAUAAAAUUAAAGUAUAUAUAUAAAUAAAAGCUUAUUCUUGUCGCAAGGGAAUUAUCAGUUUUAUUUUUUUAAUAAAUGGCAUAUAAAAAAAUUGAGAAUCAUCAAAUGGUUCUCGUUCAUUAAUA